AUGGUAUUGGCGCCUGGGGACAAGAGGCCCAUCGGGCCUCGUCCUUCCGACUCUACUCUAAAUGAGAGCACCCAACAUCCAGACCAGCAAGAUGAAAUGGACGACGAACUUCAAGGCUCUCAGAUCAACGAAAUGGUUCGAUCCUACAGUAUGGAGCUAGUCCACACAACAUCUAGGUUCGACCACAGCAUCAAUCCUUUCUUGUCAUCCCACCCAUCUUUGGAUCCCAACUGUCCAGAGCAAUUCAAUGCAAAGAAAUGGGCGAGAGCCCUCCUCCAUCACUCUGUUCACAAGCCUGAUCAAUAUCCUCGUCUUGAAGCUGGGGUUUCCUGGCAUAACCUGAGUGUUUACGGCCAUGGCACAGAUACAGACUACCAGAAGGAUGUUUUCAAUGUCCUCCUGCGAGGGCCCAUGAUGAUUCUCCAAUACUUAAGCAACAGACGACAAAAGGUAGAUAUUUUGACCGACUUUGAAGGGCUUGUUAGGAGUGGUGAAAUGCUUUUGGUCUUGGGGCGCCCUGGAAGUGGAGUCUCGACUCUUCUCAAGACAAUCGCGGGCGAGACGCAAGGUCUUAAUCUUGAACCAAGCUCACACAUAAGCUAUCAAGGUAUACCAAUGGAAACGAUGCACAAAGUAUUCCGGGGCGAAGCCAUUUAUCAGGCCGAAACAGACGUCCACUUCCCACAUCUGACUGUUGGUCAGACCUUACUAUUUGCCGCCUUGGCCCGAACACCCAAGAACCGAUUGCCGGGUGUCAGCCGACAGAAGUAUGCGGAGCACCUGAGAAAUGUCGUCAUGGCAGUAUUCGGGAUCUCGCACACCGUUAACACCAAGGUCGGCAAUGACUUCGUGAGAGGUGUCAGUGGCGGCGAGCGCAAGCGUGUCAGCAUUGCCGAAGUCGCACUCAGUCAGAGCCCAAUCCAGUGCUGGGAUAAUAGCACGCGAGGUCUCGACAGCGCCACCGCGCUCGAGUUUGUCCGUACCCUGCGCUUGUCGACUGACCUGGCUAAAACGUCGGCGAUUGUCGCGAUGUAUCAGGCGUCGCACUCAGCAUACGAGAUCUUUGACAAGGUAUCCGUUCUUUAUCAAGGAAAACAGAUUUAUUUUGGACCGACGGGCCUGGCAAAACAGUACUUUCUUGAUAUGGGCUAUGCCUGUCCUGAUCGACAGACAACUGCUGACUUUCUUACAUCCCUUACCAAUCCUGCGGAGCGUGUUGUCCAGCCUGGUUUUGAAAACAAAGUCCCCAGAAGUCCUGACGAGUUCGCAGCAGUGUGGAAGAAUAGCGAGCUAAGGGCUCGUCUCAUGGAUGAAGUUUUGGGUUUCGAGGACCAAUAUCCCAUGGGAGGAUCUGAGGUCGAGAAAUUCAUGGAGACGCGGAAAGCCCAUAAGCAACCUUUGAUAUCCUCCAAGUCACCUUACACAAUUACUGUGCCGUUACAGGUCUGGCUUUGCAUGGUGCGCGGUUAUCAACGCCUUCUGGGAAACAAACUUUUCUUUUUUGUGACGGUAUUUGGAAAUCUGGUUAUUUCGCUUGUGCUGGGAAGCAUUUUCUUUGAUUUGCCAUCAGACGCAUCGAGCAUGAACUCCCGUUGCAUUUUACUGUUUUUCGCCAUCUUGUUCAACGGACUGAGCAGUGCGCUUGAGAUUCUGACCCUCUACGAGCAGAGGCCGAUUGUUGAGAAACACGCGCGAUACGCCUUGUAUCAUCCCUUUUCAGAAGCCAUUUCAUCAACUAUCUGCGAUCUUCCCAGCAAGAUUCUCUCGACUUUGGCUUUCAAUAUCCCACUUUAUUUCAUGGCCAACCUGCGACAAGAGGCGGACGCCUUCUUCAUAUUCCUUUUAUUCAGCUUCACCACCACGUUGUCUAUGUCUAUGAUAUUGCGUACUAUCGGUCAGACAUCUCGCAGCAUUCACCAAGCUCUAACACCAGCCGCCCUCUUCAUCCUCUCAUUAAUCAUUUACACUGGUUUCAUCCUUCCAACCACUAACAUGAAAGGCUGGUUACGGUGGAUCAACUACAUCAAUCCCAUUGCCUACGCAUUUGAGAGCUUGGUGGCCAAUGAGUUUACUGGACGUCAAUUUCCUUGCGUCCAAUAUGUCCCUGCUUAUCCUAAUGCGGCCCCCGAAGAGAGGACAUGCUCCGUUGCUGGGGCGGCCCCUGGCGCAAACUUUGUCGACGGUGACAUCUACAUGAACGCGCAUUUUGAGUACUACAAGUCUCACAUUUGGAGGAACUUCGGCAUUCUUAUUGGCUUCAUCAUCUUUUUUGUGGUCAUAUACUUGUUGGCUGCGGAAUUCAUCACUACGGAUCGCUCCAAGGGCGAAGUUCUCUUGUUCCGCAAAGGCCACAAGCCUUCUUCUGGAGUUAAUUCAGAAUCGGAUGUGGAAGCCGCAAAAUCUGACGCUGUCUACCGUUCCGAGGGAACAGCUUCGCCGGCAACGCAGACGACUGAACAGGGUGCCCUUGAGAAGAGCCAGGCUGUUUUCCACUGGAAGGACGUCUGCUAUGAUAUUAAGAUCAAAGGCGAGGACCGUCGGAUUCUUGAUAAUGUAGAUGGAUGGGUGAAGCCAGGGACGUUGACGGCCUUGAUGGGUGCGAGUGGUGCAGGAAAAACCACAUUACUGGAUGUCCUAGCCGACCGAGUAACUAUGGGUGUGGUUUCAGGAGACAUGCUGGUCAACGGCAUCCCUAGAAAUGAAUCCUUCCAGCGGAAGACGGGCUAUGUGCAGCAGCAAGAUAUACAUCUCCCAACUGCCACUGUCCGUGAGGCCCUGAGGUUCAGUGCCAUGCUUCGUCAACCUGCACAUGUAAGCGUGCAAGAAAAGCAUGCUUACGUCGAAGAGGUCAUCGAGCUUCUAGAGAUGGAGGCAUAUGCGGGUGCUGUCGUUGGCGUGCCUGGAGAAGGUUUGAAUGUUGAGCAGCGAAAACGACUCACGAUCGGCGUGGAAUUGGCUGCAAAGCCAGAGGUCCUUCUCUUCCUCGACGAACCCACCUCCGGCCUUGACAGCCAAACUGCCUGGUCCAUCGUCUCACUAAUGCGGAAGCUGUCUGAAAAUGGCCAAGCGAUUCUCUGUACUAUUCAUCAACCAUCAGCAAUUCUCUUCCAGCAAUUUGAUCGCAUCCUUCUACUAGCUCGCGGCGGUCAGACAGUUUACUUUGGGGAUAUGGGACAUAAUGCUCAGUCACUGGCAAGCUACUUCGAGAAGCACGGGGCAUCUCCUUGUGGCCAGCAUGAGAACCCCGCGGAGUGGAUGCUGAAAGUUAUCGGCGCCGCGCCAGGGUCUAAAUCAACUAGAGACUGGCCAAAAACAUGGAGAGAGAGCAACGAAUAUUCUGAAGUACAACGGGAGCUCGAAAACUUGAAACAGAAGUCGCCAUUUACACUCGUUCCUGGGAAAAGCGACGAGCUAUCAACCUACGCAGCUCCGUUCCAUGUACAGUUGGCUCUAUGCACCAAGCGAGUUUUUGAGCAAUACUGGCGGACGCCUUCGUAUAUUUACGCGAAGCUGAUCUUGUCUGGUGGUACCAGUCUCUUCAUCGGCGUGUCAUUCUAUAAGGCGCCACUCACCAUGCAAGGCCUGCAAAGCCAGAUGUUUUCAAUCUUCAUGCUUCUGGUGGUUUUUGCCUUCUUGGUCUACCAGACAAUGCCCAACUUUAUACUCCAGCGUGAGCAGUACGAAGCCAGGGAACGAGCCUCGAGAGCGUACUCGUGGUACGUUUUCAUGUUGGCCAACAUCAUUGUGGAAUUACCCUGGAACACGCUAGCUGCUCUUGUAAUAUUUUUCCCUUUUAACUACCUUGUAGGCAUGUAUCGAAACGCCAUUCCGACUGAUAGCGUUACGGAGCGGGGUGGCUUGAUGUUCUUGCUCACCUGGGCUUUCAUGCUCUUCGAGUCGACCUUUGCGAACAUGAUGGUCGCCGGCGCACCAACUGCUGAGAUUGGGGCAACUCUGUCCCUUCUUCUCUUUGCCUUGUGCCUUAUUUUCUGCGGUGUCAUCGUUCCGAUGGAUGCGCUCCCAGGAUUUUGGAAGUUCAUGUACAGAGUCUCCCCACUUACAUAUCUCGUUGACGGCCUCCUGUCGACUGGGCUAGCUCAUAAUGAUGUUGAGUGCUCCCAGUUGGAACUGUUGCGGUUCAACCCACCGCAGGGAGGCAACAUUACCUGCGAAGCUUACAUGGAGCCGUACAUGCAAAUGGCCGGCGGCCGGAUCUACAACCCUAGCAGCACCAGCAUGUGUCAGUUCUGUCCCUUGGCGACUACGGACGUUUUCUUGGCUACUACCUCUACAUCUUAUGAUAAGAGGUGGCGUAACUACGGGUUGAUGUGGGUUUACAUCAUCUUCAAUCUGUUCGCAGCACUGCUUCUGUACUGGCUAGCCCGUGUGCCGAAGAAUUUCAGUGCGAAACGGUCGCGCGAAAAGACCGCCUGA
Messenger RNA from Colletotrichum truncatum, 4434 nucleotides. RefSeq names its product multidrug resistance protein cdr1. Gene Ontology annotation, molecular function: ABC-type transporter activity; ATP hydrolysis activity; ATP binding. Lineage: Eukaryota; Fungi; Ascomycota; Sordariomycetes; Glomerellales; Glomerellaceae. The record is from RefSeq and is a predicted model, not a curated record. Gene Ontology annotation, cellular component: membrane. Gene Ontology annotation, biological process: transmembrane transport.